Nematocida homosporus is the source of this 1128-nucleotide messenger RNA. RefSeq lists its product as uncharacterized. The transcript has a single exon. The coding region runs from base 1 to 1128 and encodes 375 amino acids. Lineage: Eukaryota; Fungi; Microsporidia. The record is from RefSeq and is a predicted model, not a curated record. Gene Ontology annotation, biological process: DNA replication initiation. Gene Ontology annotation, cellular component: alpha DNA polymerase:primase complex.
AUGAGCUUAUCGGAACAGAAGAUCUUAGAACAACUAGGGAUUGUAGGUGCACGUAAAGUAUGGAUUACAGGUCAUAUUUUGCCCAAAAGUAGAUCUGUUUUUUUACCUAAUCAGGAAAGUACUGAUUUGUACAUAAGAAAGCGCAUUGAACGUUUUGCCGGGGAUGAAGAGUACUUUUGGCCUUUGUUAAGAACGUUUACAACUAGUGAGUUUGUAGGAAUGAUUGUUAAAGUUGGUCUAUCUUGGUUUUUGUUUUGUUUAGAUAAGAAUUUAAUGAGUAAGGUUUUGGUUAAGCUUAAUUUCAGUCAUUAUAAUGAAGAGAAGGUUCUUUAUGAUGGCCAAAUAGUCCAGGUAGUCGGUUCGAAUCCAACAGGUCAUGAGAUUUUAGUGUCUGACUUAAAGUAUACUUUAGGAGCUGUUACUGAAGCUGAACAUGAUUUGACUAGAAAAGAAGAGUAUAGGCUUAAGAUUGUAGAUUUAACUGUGACUGGUGGUGAGUUUAGUUUGGGAUUAUUAGGGGGUAGAUAUGACGUCAUAGUAGUGAUUGGAGAUUUAAGUGUCCAGGAAAGAAGUGAGUGUAAGCAAUGGUCUGUUCGGGAACGAGUUAGUGUAAUUUGUAUGCCUGGUUUAGGUGGACUUCAUUCAACUAUGGUUGUACCGGCUGUAUUUACGCAAGGUAUAUCUUCAUUUUGGCAGCAACAUACGGUUAGUUUAGUGGCGGGUGAACGAACGGAAGAAGGUCCUUCUUUUUGGGAGGUAUCUAAUCCGGCUAUUUUAUAUCUUAAUGGGACAAGUGUAGGUUUAUCUUCUUUAGAUGCAAUUAGUGAGAUUCAAAAGAGAGAAGAGAUAAGUAGUAAUAGUUCAUUUCGGAAUGCCAUGAUUCACUAUCGCUUACAGAGUAGUUUUUUACCUUACUUAAGUCCGGAUGAUCCAGUUGAUUACUCUCGACCUGAAUACUUUAUUUGGCCGCACAAUCUUGAUAUUAUCAUAGUACGUAAUCAAAAUUUAACUAGAACGUAUCUAGAAGAUGGCAUGCAUAUUAUUCCUAUGCAAAAACCAGAAGCUACCUAUCACAUUCGCUUUACAUCUAAAGAUCCAACUACCCUACAAGUUGAGCAAGUUAAGUAA